AUGGUAGCGAAGUCGAAGAGGAACGCGGCGCACGACAAGCGACACGAGAAUGGCCUUGCGGCCCCCGGCAAACGCAUCACCAAGCAGAAGAGCAACCCGGCACUCGCUGGCAACGUCAAUGGGAAGCCUCGCCCGCCGACGCCGCCAGGCCCCAGCCAUGUAGAGGGCGAGAGCGUCCAGCAGCCAAGCGCGACCAUCGACCGACUGUCCAAGAUUCCGCCCCAGGACACCAUGGCCACCGCUGCAACCCCCGCCAGAGUCGACGAGCGCACGCGCGCUGCCUCGGAUGCCUCGCUGGACAACCCAGCUGAGGCAUGUCGCCCGUACGACAAUGGUCCCAAUGGGCCUUUUGACCCUAUUCCCUCCACUCUCCGCCGCGCCGACACAAACGCCUCAAAGCCCGCCUCGCUCUCCAUGGCCAGCAUGCUCGCUGUGCCCGCCACCAUUCUCACGUCCUGUCCUCUGCGGGACGUCCUCGCCAUCCUCAUCAUCCUCCUCCAACUCCCCCCAACCGUCCUCACCAUCGUCCAGUUCCUGUUCGCAACCCUCACCUUUGUCCCCCCACAGGCCGGUACUCCCCUGUCUGCCCUCUCCGCCUUUCCCUCCUUCACCGACAUCUUCCAGGGCUCUGGCGGCACCCCCUCGCUCUUCACCACAAUCAUCGCCGACACCGUCAUAUUGUUGAUAUGGCUGCUGCUGUGGGUGCCUGCUCAAAACUUCUUCCUGGACCUGGCCCAGGCUGUCAUUGCCAUUGCCCUCGGCGGUGCCGCAGCAGGCAAAAAGGGCACUACCAAUAGCAUCGUUAUAUGCUUUGUCAUCAUCCUUUCAAGUCAUCUUCUCAGAUUCAGGCCUCUCCGGCAACAUAUUGUACAAUUCCUCUGGACCGGGCUCGCCCGGGGAGGCCUGGAAUUUCUGACGAGCCCGCCGAGUUCUCCGACCUAUUUGGAAAGCUUCUCAACCCCCCACGGAUGGCCCCGUAGCCUCCUGGGGAUACAUAUUCUGGCCCAAGGUGUCGUUCGCAUCAUCCGGCGCUCUCUAUCUCGACGAGAACACACAACCCUGCCUACUGGCAAGAAGACCGACCCUGAGUCCGGUGUUCUUCAACGCUCAAACUCCACCAACCUCGAACCCACGGCCGACGUGCCCAAUUCCUCGAGUACAGAUGGCCGCCCACCGGGGCCGUCGCCAGCAACGCACGCUCACAAGGAUAAAGCGAGUACUUCCAGGAGGAAGAGGAAGCAAGCUACGCAUGUGCGUAGUCAGCAGCCAUUCUGGGCUGCGCUUGCCAGCACAAAAGUUACAGUUUUAAAAGAGAUGGAAAGUAGCCGGGUGGCAAACGACGCCGACGAGGCUAAUGCAAAAGACGCAAAUCACAUUGGAAAUGCUGUUUAUAGAUCGGAGGAUGAUCGUGUUUGGAUUUCAGAAGUCGGCUUUUCCGACAUUUCAUUUCGUGUUAGUUUAUCUGGGCCAGCUGAAGUGCAAGAGGAGGAUGAGGAAUCUGCCCACAUAGGUUCCGGUAUCGACAAGUCAAAACCAUUCUACAUUCGCGUCAACGGGGCCGACUGGAGCUCGACGCGGAUCCGCCAAAGCGAGCCGGUUGGUUUGCAGGGCCAGGAGGGAACGGGCUAUUGGAUGGGGGAGAUUUUUGGUCUGACGGCUCUUUCGAACUACUAUUGCGAGUUUGUCCGAACCAUAGACAACGAAGUCUUCUACUCGGCAAGCCUUAUUACCUCGGCGAGCCCCGUAACUGAACUAGCUUCCAUUGCUUCACCACCGGCGCAUCAGACUCUGCGCCCUUCUUCGCCCACGACAACCUUGAAAAAUUCGAUCGCUGCGGCCGACCAACAGCUACAGGAGCAGCGGAAUCGCCUGAAGCGGAACAAGAAGGAUCACAAGACAGCCAUCACCAACAUCAAGAAAGAGGUGGAUGCACUUGGGAAUCGCCUUGCCAAUGCCGGAGGUAGCGACGAACGUCAGCGCCAGCGCGUCCUUCAAUUCACGCAGAACAUACGCCAGGCUGAAGAUGCGGCCGCCGAUUUUGCUGUUCAAGCAGAGAACUUGGGUAGUAUUCCUGAAGAAGAGGCCAAGGAGGCUGCAGCCAGAAAGGCCGAAUGGAAGAAGGAGCGUGACAAUAAAAACGCCAUUGCUAGCGAGUUUGACAAGACCAAGGAGGAGAUUCAACGCCAGGUGCAGAGUGUAGAGUCGGACAUUUCUACUGCAUUCCAGAAGAGGGAACGCCUUCAGCAACGUCAAACUAGGCUUAACGAGCAGCACGAUCGUCUUGUUACAGCCAACGCUGAGGGUUUCACCGCCAAGCAACGAAGGGAGCAGGAACGGACAGCAUUACGCGCACAGCGUGCCGAGGUUGAGCACCAAUACCGCAGUAACAUCAACGGUUAUGAGAGGCGUACUGAGGAACAGAAUGCUUUGACUAGUCAAAUGUUGCAGACCGUCCAGCACUACGAGGAGCUCCUUCUCCAGCAAGUGCAUCAGCACAUGUCUGUUCCUACCACGCCCGAGGGUAACCUUCCAGGCACCAACAUGUCUCCUCAUGGCAACGGCUUCUCCAGCUUCACGUUCCCUUCGCUCAAUUCGCACGGCAUCAGCACUCCUGGCUCCAUUCGUGGCGGCCGCGGGCGCUCCUCAUCCAUGCUCUCCAAUGUCUCUGGUUUCACCGACGCUUUCGACGAGCCCUCCUACUCCUCCACCUACGUUCUCGGCAACCCAUUCAAUACUCCUGGGCCUGUAAAUGGUCGCAAUCGCAGUCAUGGCAGCGGUAGCCUGAGCUCGGGUACCUCCAGUCAAAGCUCUAGCCAGCGUGACCCUCUGAGUCCUGUGCAAAGUAUUAAGCCAAUGAUGGUGAGAAGUUCGACAAGUGGUAGCAAUGGUCUGAUGAGUCCGAUCGGCAGCGGCAGAUAG
This is a messenger RNA of Pyrenophora tritici-repentis Pt-1C-BFP, 2919 nucleotides long. NCBI's taxonomy places the organism in Eukaryota, Fungi, Ascomycota, Dothideomycetes, Pleosporales, Pleosporaceae. The record is from RefSeq and is a predicted model, not a curated record.